This is a messenger RNA of Sycon ciliatum, 1507 nucleotides long. RefSeq names its product ras-related protein Rab-11A-like. The coding region runs from base 121 to 774 and encodes 217 amino acids. Gene Ontology annotation, molecular function: GTP binding; GTPase activity. The record is from RefSeq and is a predicted model, not a curated record. Gene Ontology annotation, cellular component: recycling endosome; Golgi apparatus. Lineage: Eukaryota; Metazoa; Porifera; Calcarea; Leucosolenida; Sycettidae. The transcript is spliced from 6 exons. Gene Ontology annotation, biological process: exocytosis.
UUGAGAGGCGGUUGGGAAAGGCACCUCUGACAAGGCUAUUUGGCGUGCCUUGCUGUGUAGAGAAGGAAGGAGAAGUUUUUUUUUGUUGAAGCAACCUUACCGGUAAUACCGUGGAGCAGCAUGGGUACCAAGGACGAUGAGUAUGACUACCUUUUCAAAGUUGUCCUGAUCGGUGACUCUGGUGUUGGAAAGUCUAAUUUGCUCUCCCGGUUCACACGGAAUGAGUUCAACCUUGAGUCCAAAUCUACGAUUGGUGUUGAGUUCGCCACUCGAAGCAUUCAGGUGGACGGCAAGACGAUAAAAGCGCAGAUCUGGGAUACAGCUGGACAAGAGCGGUACAGAGCUAUCACCAGCGCGUAUUAUCGUGGUGCAGUUGGUGCUCUAUUGGUAUACGAUAUUGCAAAGCAUUUGACCUACGAAAAUGUUGAGAGAUGGCUAAAAGAACUUCGGGAUCAUGCCGAUAACAACAUUGUCAUCAUGCUUGUCGGUAACAAGAGCGAUCUUCGCCAUUUACGAGCUGUGCCUACGGACGAGGCACGAGACUUCGCUGAGAAAAACAGUUUGUCCUUCAUUGAGACUUCUGCUUUAGAUUCGACUAAUGUUGAGACUGCAUUUCAAAAUAUUUUGACAGAAAUUUACCACAUUGUGUCUCAGAAACAGAUCCGGGACAGUGAUGGUGACGGUCCCCAGCCAAGCAAUGAUGUACAGACUAUUACUGUUGCUCCAACAACGGAAGACCCACAAAAGUCUAAGUGCUGUGGUGGCCUUAAAUAGAGAGCCGUACAUACUUUUGCCUUUCUGGUUUCUAUAUCUUUCUCUUCCUCUGUGCCAUACUGCCGUGCUCGAUGUGUUGCUAGAUGCCCCUUUCCUCAUGAUUCACUGGUGUAGCUGGCGUCUGCUUGCCUUGCAGUUGGUCUUUUAUGAGCAACCUGCUUUUCCGGGCCUGCGGUUGUGUUGCUAUUGCACAGCUCCAUUCCGAUGUUGCAGGCUUAAGCCCUUGCUCAACGUUGGUUUGUGACUUCUGGUUUUUAGGAAUAUUACUGGUUCCUUUUUUUUCAUUUCUACUUUUGUGUCGCAGUCCUUUUUGCCCCCUUUUCACGCUGGUCCAAAUUCUCGCUAUGUCCAGGCCACAUUUAUCAUUACUCUCUUGUACAGUCCCCCAGCUAUGAUACUUUGUCCAUGGUGGUUUCUCCUCUAUGUCUCUCCUGCACAAAAGCGUUAACUUUGUUCGUGCUGCAUGCCUGCUGUAGCUAUGCAGCUGGCAUACAAUUAUUGUAUUAAUGUAUAAUUUCAAAUUUCAUCUUUUCGUUUCCUGUAGGCGCCAUGUAAAUUUUCGCUGAAUUCUCACGGGAAACAUUAAUGACAUGUUAGUUAUUAACUAGGCCCUGACUGGUUGCUUUAGCUGCUUUGUCGCAGAUAUGAACUGCCUCAGCCCGCUUGUAUUCUUCUAUUUGCAGUUUUGAUAUCUGUUGGCAUUUUGAUGGAUGUGAGAAGUCGAUACAACUCA